AUGGUUCUUGUAUAUAUUGACUCAUUGCCAAAAGAAAUUAAAAAUCAUUUUAAAUAUACAUUAGAUCCGUUUAAUCCAUCUAAUUAUUCCAAGUUGAAUGAAAUUAAACUUUAAAUAGAUUAAUAUAAUGAUGAUCAUAUAGAUUAAUUAAAUAUCCAAGAGAUUAUUGGCACUAAGUUCAUAAUGUAGAGUAACUUAUAAGAAUUAUAAAUUGUAUGAGAAGCAGAUAACAGACCAAAAGAAAUCUUGGAUGAAAUAAAAGUAAGAGAAAUGAGAUUUAAAGAUAGAGCAUUCAUAUAAAAAUCAUCUUAAUUGACUAAAGGGGAAUUUUAAGAGAAUAAAAUAAGAGCCCAUUAAAGAAUAUGA
This is a messenger RNA of Paramecium primaurelia, 366 nucleotides long. The record is from the annotation of a GenBank genome assembly. Lineage: Eukaryota; Ciliophora; Oligohymenophorea; Peniculida; Parameciidae.